Pomacea canaliculata is the source of this 888-nucleotide messenger RNA. RefSeq names its product C-type lectin domain family 2 member D-like. The transcript has 5 exons. Gene Ontology annotation, biological process: positive regulation of cell migration; positive regulation of cytokine production involved in inflammatory response; cellular response to molecule of fungal origin. The record is from RefSeq and is a predicted model, not a curated record. Lineage: Eukaryota; Metazoa; Mollusca; Gastropoda; Architaenioglossa; Ampullariidae. Gene Ontology annotation, cellular component: cell surface. Gene Ontology annotation, molecular function: pattern recognition receptor activity; (1->3)-beta-D-glucan binding. The coding region runs from base 82 to 462 and encodes 126 amino acids.
CAGCAAGCUGUUAUCAGUUCUGUCGUUCAGUUAUUUAUUGUCCCGCUGUAAGCCGGCGAAAGGUCUUCCCACAAAGAGAAGAUGGCUAACACUGGACUGACAAUGUUAACCGCGAUUUUAAUACUGUCUGCUUGUGGAUUCCUUGAUGUGUGUGCACAAGGUUUCUGUCCUGAAAACUGGGUCCAUUGGGAGGAAUCAUGUUAUGCCUUCGUGGACGACUUAACCUCUUGGACAGCAGCAAAGACGAUUUGCCUCAGCCUCAAAGCGGAUCUCGUGCAGAUUGAGUCAGCAGAGGAAAACACUUUCCUGACACAAAUCGUACAACAGCGCAAAGCUGUCGGUGUCUGGAUUGGCCUGGACGACUUUGUUCAGGAAGGCCGGUGGGUGCUGUCCAGCAGCCAAGAAGUUCCGCCGUUAUGUCAACUGGGGUCCCGGGGAACCCAACAACUGGCGGGCUGGUAACGACGAUCAGGACUGUGGUGUCCUCCGGCCCACUGGAUUUUGGGAUGAUGAAUACUGCAGCGGCAGUCGACAACACCUGCAAAACCUCAUUUGUGAGACUAGUGCCAGAGAAGAACCAGUCAUCGGAUAAGAAAACAGACUGUGUGGAUGUACCUUGGUUUUCGGCUUGUAACUGUGCAGCAGUGAACUGACUGUGUGAACGUUGUGCGUUUGGCAUAAAACUGUGAUGACGACGACGACGAUGACGAUGACGAUGACGAUGACGACGACGACGACGAUGAUGAUGUCGUGUUUUAAUUUAUAAAAGAAAAAAAUUUUAAAUAUUGCUACAUCACGAAAACUAUAUUUGUAAAUACAACUGUAUGUUGCCUACGUUCGUGGUAUCUUUUUCUAAAAUAAACACCUUUGACACCAUAUCUUGUAAAA